This is a messenger RNA of Saprolegnia diclina VS20, 1754 nucleotides long. RefSeq names its product TKL protein kinase, variant. Gene Ontology annotation, biological process: protein phosphorylation. NCBI's taxonomy places the organism in Eukaryota, Oomycota, Saprolegniomycetes, Saprolegniales, Saprolegniaceae. The record is from RefSeq and is a predicted model, not a curated record. Gene Ontology annotation, molecular function: ATP binding; protein kinase activity. The transcript is spliced from 9 exons. The coding region runs from base 38 to 1288 and encodes 416 amino acids.
GCGUGGCAGAGCUGGAACCGCCAUCGUAGUCGCAGGCAUGGCGGUCAAGUACGUCUUCUCGGCCGAGCACUGCGCCGACUCGACGUGCCUCGUCCUCGACAUGUACCUGCUACUGGCGCUUCUCCUGCUCGUCCUUCUCGUGCCAAUCGUACGCUGCGUCCUAUCGCGGGCGAAGCAGCGCCGCCUCUUGCGCAAGAUCCAAGCCAAGAACAUGGUGUCGAUCUCCGAGACGAUGAUCCGGAAGGACAUUGACAGCGCGCAGAUCCAGAGCAAGAAGAACAACGAGAAGCACGGGAUAGCGUUCCUCGCUGCGCGGAACGGGCUCUCGUCCUUCCUCGGCAAGCACUCGCGCGUCAAGAAGCUCCAGAAGAAGAUCACGAACAAGCUCAUGACGCACCACGACACGUCCGACCUCUUUACCAAGCCCACGUACGAGGAGAAUGCGAUUCUGGCGGUCGCGCCCAACUCGAUCCGCGUCCAGCAAGAGCAAGACAAAGUCCACAAGCUCCUGACGAUGCGCCGGGCCAGUCUCACCUCCAACGUGAGCUUCAAGGUCGCCGACAACGUGUUUGCGUCCGUGUACGAAGUCAAGCUGGCAGAAGUCCGCCUCGUCAAGCGCGUCGCGAUCGGGCCGCUCAGUGAAGUCUACGCCGGCGUAUGGCGCAACACGCGGGUCGGCGUCAAGCUGCUCAUGCCCCGGGAAACGUACCAGGAAGGCCUCGAGGAAGCGAUCAAGAACUUUCGCCGAGAGAUUUGGGUCAUGAGCCGCAUGAACCACCCGAACGUACUGCAUUUGAUUGGCGCGAGUCUCACGUCGAGCUGCUAUGUGCUCAUUAUGGAGUACAUGGCCAACGGGUCGCUCUACGAAUAUUUGCGGGACCCAAACAACAUUAUCCCGAUGCCGUUGGUGCUCAAUUGCACCUUGGACAUCAUUCACGGCAUGCACCACGUGCACGAGCAAGGCAUUCUGCAGCGCGAUCUCAAGACCAAGAACCUCCUCGUGUCCGACCACUUGGUCGUCAAGGUCGCCGACUUUGGCCUCUCGCGCUAUAAAGACAAGAUGUACGGCGAGUAUACAUUUGUGGGCACCCCAUUCUGGGCCGCCCCCGAAGUCAUUCGCCAUGACAAUUACACGGAAAAGGCCGACGUCUACAGUUUUGGCGUCGUGCUCUGGGAAAUGAUCGAGCGCAAGGACCCGUACCAAGGCAUGAACCCGCUUCAAGUCCCGCUGCUCGUUUGCCAAGAAGGUACUUGCAUCGCUAACGGUGGCCUUUCAAACCAGGGGUAGGGUUACGACCGGCCGACCUCACCAACCCAACGCCCGAGCUGUACAAGGAGCUCAUGACGGCGUGCUGGGACGUUGACAUGGACAAGCGACCCGACUUUGGCGAGAUCCUUCGGUCCAUGGAGCGCAUUGCGGAGCUCUACCAACGGAAUCCCGAGCCCGUGGCGCCCGAUGAAAUUAAAACCUCGGAGCGCGACGAACGCUUCAGCGACCUCGAAGCGCACGUCAUCCAGCGCCGGCGACGGGCAAGCGUUGUCGGCCGCCACGAUUUCGAGUGCUCGCACGAAGCCAUGGACCGCAAGAUCCCGAUCAAGCAGAGUCAGUCGCGAAGGGGCCCCAACUUUUUUCGCCGGAGCCAGCAGAUGGACCCGACGCGCCUCUCGGCUUGCAAUACAUAGUCGUCUUCUGACUCGAUGCAUAGUAGUAUUGUUGAUGCCAAUAUUGUGCAUACUGUCGGGCACUAGGCCGU